AUGGACGACGUUACUGUCUUCUGCUCGGAUCAGCUGUCGGUGCACAGCCUGAUCAACAUCUGCGAUCAGUUCAAACCGGCCUCAGGAACCAAAGUAAAUCGUGAAGAGAGCACACAAUGUCAGGGAACGAAACAAGAAGGGUGUCUUUAUCCAGAACUUGCCAUCCGAAUGUCAAUGAAAGAUGUAGUGCUAGAGCUGGGAGACCUGGAGGCAGGGCGUGUAAUCACCGAUGCAAACAUUAUGACAAUCAUGAUUCUCUCCAGAGGAAAAUGUGGUCUUUCCAAAUGUAUCUCAGUCUACAUGGUGGCCAUGGCCACAGCAAAUCUACUGGUCAUGACCUUUAACGUAAUAAUAUAUUUGAUAUUCAAUUAUCACUUUCCAUACUCCUUCCUGUCUUACACGGCCGCCUGCAAGUUACUCCUGUACAUAACUUUUGUCAAUCUGGACAUGUCAGUGUGGUUCACAGUGUUCUUCACAUUCGACCGAUACGUUGCGAUCUGCCGUCAGGAGUUUAAGGGAAAAUAUUGCAAUAAAAGAAUUGCAACUACAGUCAUAGUAAUGGCCUCAAUCCUGUCAUUCAUAAAGGGUGUUCCUAUGUUCUUCUCCUACGAAGCUGAACGUGUAAUUAACAAUGUACAUUGGGGUUGCCGGUCAACACUGGCCGUUUAUACAUUACCCGCAUGGUCAGUGUACAGCUGGAUGCAGUCUACAUCAGUUGUCUUGCUUCCUUUUACUCUCUUGGUAUUGUUCAAUUCUUUGACUGUCGGACGUAUUUUAUUGGCCAAUAGGGUGCGCAGCAGGCUUCUGGGAAACAGCAUUGAGAGUCAACGUGAUCCAGAGGUGAUGAACAGAAGGAAAUCCAUCAUAUUACUCUUCAGUGUAUCAGGAAGUUUUAUACUUCUGUGGUUAACAGCUUUUGGGAGCUUUGCAGCCACCAGGUUGUCAAACAGCGUUUAUUAUCAGGGAGAUUACUCAAACCCUAGAUACAUCGCCACUGAAACUGGGUAUCUGUUCUCGAAUUUGAGUUCCUGCACAAACACGUGCAUUUAUGCAGUGACACAGAGGAAAUUUAGAGAAGAACUAACAACCGUGCUGAAAGCUCCUUGGGCACAAAUUCUCGAAUUGCUUAACUAUAAGAAACGAUUUUAA
This is a messenger RNA of Carcharodon carcharias (great white shark), 1149 nucleotides long. RefSeq names its product probable G-protein coupled receptor 139. The record is from RefSeq and is a predicted model, not a curated record. The transcript is spliced from 3 exons. Gene Ontology annotation, biological process: G protein-coupled receptor signaling pathway. Bases 1 to 1149 code for a protein of 382 amino acids. Gene Ontology annotation, molecular function: G protein-coupled receptor activity. Gene Ontology annotation, cellular component: membrane. NCBI's taxonomy places the organism in Eukaryota, Metazoa, Chordata, Chondrichthyes, Lamniformes, Lamnidae.